Molecule: messenger RNA, 1718 nt
Organism: Gavialis gangeticus (Gharial)
Lineage: Eukaryota; Metazoa; Chordata; Crocodylia; Gavialidae
Product: sodium channel protein type 5 subunit alpha-like
Exons: 3
Coding region: 141-1481 (446 amino acids)
Biological process (GO): sodium ion transmembrane transport; membrane depolarization during action potential; neuronal action potential
Cellular component (GO): plasma membrane; axon; voltage-gated sodium channel complex
Molecular function (GO): voltage-gated sodium channel activity
Source: RefSeq, a predicted model, not a curated record
GGGGUUUGGACUAGAUUAACCCUGGAGGUCUCUUCAGCCCUACCUCCCUAUAAUUCUGUAAUACUGUUUAUAAAAAAACAGGUAAAUGUACUUAUACAAAAAUAUGGGGAGUUUUCAGUCAACAGUCUGAAUGAAUUAAAAUGAAUAGCAAUGUUCUUUCUCUAUACUUAGGUGGAAAAGAGCUAUUUUUGACAAAGGAACAGAAAAAAUAUUAUAAUGCAUUGAAGAAACUUGGGACCAAGAAACCACAAAAACCCAUCCCAAGGCCGCUGAACAAAUUCCAAGGUUUUGUUUUUGACAUUGUAUCCCACCAAGCAUUUGAUAUUGCCAUUGCAAUUUUCAUCUGUCUUAACAUGAUUGCCAUGAUGGCGGAAAAUGAGAAUCUAGACACUAAAAACGUUCUUAGUAGGAUCAACUUGGUCUUUGUUCUCAUCUUUACUGGAGAAUUCAUCCUGAAAUUGCUGGGCCUAAGACAUUACUACUUUACCAAUAGUUGGAAUAUAUUUGAUUUAGUUAUUGUGAUCCUUUCGUUAAUCAGUUUGGCACUUGCUGGAGCCUUUGAGACUUUGCUCUCUCCUACGCUUUUGAGAAUUAUUCGCUUGGCACGGAUUGGCCGAAUCCUAAGACUAAUUCGAGCAGCUAAAGGAAUUAGAACGCUCCUUUUCGCAUUAUUGAUGUCCCUUCCUGCUCUGUUCAAUAUUGGUCUGUUAUUGUUUUUUGUCAUGUAUAUUUAUGCUAUUCUUGGCAUGAAUAAUUUUGCCUGUGUUGGUUGGCUUGGCGGGAUUGAUAACAUUUUCAACUUCCAAACCUUUGUUGGCAGCAUGCUCUGUCUCUUCCAAAUUACAACAUCAGCUGGGUGGGAUGGGCUUCUGAACCCUUUGUUAAAUAGCACUUCAUGUGCUCCAAAUUUAAAUCUAACAAAUUUAAAUGUUAGUUGUGGAGACCGUUCUAUAGGUAUUCUAUUUUUUGUUAGUUAUAUCAUCAUAACAUUUCUCAUUGUUGUAAACAUGUACAUAGCUGUUAUUUUAGAAAACUUCAAUGUUGCUACUGAAGAAAGCACAGAACCUCUAAGUGAGGAUGACUUUGAUAUAUUUUAUGAAAUCUGGGGAAAAUUUGAUCCUGAAGCAACUCAGUUUAUUAAGUAUUCUGCACUUUCAGACUUUGCAGAUGCUUUGGCAGAACCCUUACGCAUACCAAAACCAAACUACCUUGAGCUUAUAGCAAUGGACCUUCCCAUGGUCAGCGGAGAGAAGAUCCAUUGCUUGGAUAUCUUGUUUGCUUUUACCAAACGAGUGUUAGGAGAAUCUGGGGAUAUGGAUGCUCUGAGAGUACAGAUGGAGGAAAGGUUUAUGGCUGCCAACCCAUCCAAAACUUCUUGCAAACCAAUCACAACUACUCUUAGAAGGAAACAGGAGGAGGUUUCUGCCAUUGUUAUUCAAAGGGCUGUCAGGAGUUAUUUGCUUCAGUGUUCUGUGAAAUAGGCCUCUUAUACCAUCUCAGGAAUUGUGACAAUUAUAUCUGUGAAAAGGAGGCCCCUAAGAAGGAAAAUUAAUUGCAUUCAUACUGAAUGAAAAUUAUGGUAGUCAGCUAGAUAAAUCACAAACUGCCUUUUCCAUGUCUUUCCCUUCAACUUAUGAUAAUAUCACUGAGCCUAUUGAUAACCUUCAGGUUAUGGCAAUUACCACACUCCAGCAGCCUCCCAUAUCUUGUGCAUCAGC